Molecule: messenger RNA, 2102 nt
Organism: Hirundo rustica (Barn swallow)
Lineage: Eukaryota; Metazoa; Chordata; Aves; Passeriformes; Hirundinidae
Gene: EPGN
Product: epithelial mitogen
Exons: 5
Coding region: 175-627 (150 amino acids)
Biological process (GO): epidermal growth factor receptor signaling pathway; positive regulation of cell population proliferation; positive regulation of mitotic nuclear division
Source: RefSeq, a predicted model, not a curated record
GUUGCCCUGGGGGUUAGGUUGUUACCAGAUGCAACCUUUUCUUGAUUGGUGAGAACAGGAGAUGACGCUUCCUGGCAUAUAAGUGCAAGAGAAAACACGGGGAGCCCAGAUAAGCAGAGCAAGCAAGCCACCUGGAAAGAAGACCUGAGAAGGUGUUUAAAGCAGUUGCCUGCCAUGGUAUUUGGAAUGCUAAUCUAUAUUUUGCUGAAAGCAAUGGGGGCACUGAGUGAAGAGUCAGCUAUUACUGCUUCAUCCCUCAGCACUGACUUAUGGAAUUGGACAAAAAACAACGCUGAAGUAGAUUAUACAGAGCAGCCAAAGCUCUUGAAGCUGAUGCAGACCUGCCUUGAGGAACACCACAGCUAUUGUAUCAAUGGGCUCUGCGCCUUCCACAGCGAACUGAGGAAGCCCAUAUGCAAGUGCCUUGCGGGUUACAAUGGAGAGAGGUGUGAACAUUUAACACUAAAUUCGUACGCACAUAAUUCUUACGAGCGCUACAUUGCUGUGGGAAUUGGUGUAGGAAUACUGACCAGUGGGAUACUCGCCAUCAUCUACUGCUAUGUAAGAAAGAGAUGCAGGAAACUGAAAUCACCCUACAAAGUGUGCGUGGGCGAGACGGCGUUGUGAAGGCCUGGCGCUGGAACACUCACCAGUUUGCCUGCUAAGAAGGAAGGCCCCCUGCGCCAUCGGACAGGUACCCCGGCCUCGCUGAGGAGAUGGACUCCAGGGAACGGCGGAGAAGUGCGCCAAGGGAGCUCCCGCAGGACUGACAGGCUCUGUGUGUUGUUGAAGAAAGAAUUCCUCUCUUGGGUGAGGGUGGCUCAUGCUCAGGUCCAAGCAGCUGAGGACACUGGCAGGCCUCUCAGCCCUGUCCUAUGCCCGGUGUUUGCCAUGGGGAGGACUGGUUGGUUUUAGCUGUUUUCAGACAUUUCAAGCGCUCCUACAGUGUUCUGCUUUAGUCUUUUGUGUGUUUGGUUUUGUUUUGUUUUCUUUUUUCUCCUCUGGAGGAUAAGCACCACCUCCCUCACAGUGGAGCUGUAUUCUGGACAUCAUGCACUGACCACAAACCAUUUGGGUUCUGAUUUUGGUGUCUGCUGGCUGUGUGUGUGGAUUAACAGCCCUCUCCCAAUCCAACAGUUACUUUUGGCGUGCUGGACCAAGUAUGGGCUUCUGGUGCCAUAAAGGACAAAAAAUGCUUUGGACUGAGGAAAAUGUCCGGUUCUCAAAACCUUCCUUGAAUUAGAAUGCAGAGAGUAGGCGAUUCCUGGAAAAUCAGACCGUGACACCUCUGGGCAUGGCAUUUUCUUACUGUUUCCAUAAGCAAAGCAACCAGAUGCCUUUCUCAAAAUGGAUUAUGGAGUGUGCUCGUGACAAAGAACUCUCCUCUUUCCCAAACAUCCUGUAGCAACUCCUCAGUUCCAAGGAAUUUCAGGUAGAACAUUGCCUUGCUGCACCCUGAUUUCUACACAAGACUUGAAUUGCUAGAGAAUCUGGAAUUUCAUUAUGAAACUUCAAUACAGCUUUUCCCAGGAAACAGACUUUCUCUAUUCCAUUUGCAAAUUACGAGCACAAUGUGACCACUCAAAUAAGAAAGAAAUUAUUUUAGGGAUUCAGUUUCACCCUGGACUAAUAGAUUCCAUAUUGGAUGCUUGGUUCUAUUCAUCUUCUCUACAAAGAAUUGGGAAGUUAAAAAGAUUUGGUUCGAGGAGAAGGGAAGAAAAUUGAUUCCGAAGAUGGUGGCACUAACUGGGACUUCUCACUGACAGCUGGAGUGUUUGCCAGUGCUGAUGUGACUAGAGAUGGCUCUCAGAGAUUUUCAUUUCAGCUGUUGCACAUGGUAGACUCAUCUGCUGUGCUCAGCCAUCUACCAGAGAAAGGCAGUUGGUACUUUGAGAUCUUGUGGGCUAAUACUGGCUCCUAAAUUCAGGUGCCCUGCUGGAGGCUCAAGUUCUUUGUUAUGUGAGUUAAUUUUCACAACAAGGGUGCGUGUUGUUUGUUGAAAAAACUGUGUAUUUGUGAGACUACGGUGACACUGCUGAAUUGUGGAUGAACGGUGGGGUUUGAAAGGGUAAAGGUGCAUGUGGCACUUGAAUGGUCUGAAG